Molecule: messenger RNA, 1769 nt
Organism: Brachypodium distachyon (stiff brome)
Lineage: Eukaryota; Viridiplantae; Streptophyta; Magnoliopsida; Poales; Poaceae
Gene: MPK14
Product: mitogen-activated protein kinase 3-like
Exons: 3
Coding region: 293-1402 (369 amino acids)
Biological process (GO): protein phosphorylation; intracellular signal transduction
Cellular component (GO): nucleus; cytoplasm
Molecular function (GO): ATP binding; MAP kinase activity
Source: RefSeq, a predicted model, not a curated record
CCCCCAUCGGACGGCCCCGGAGCCCUCCCCCGUCUCCCGGAUCGACGGCCACCCGCAGCGCCCCCACACGAGACGGGGCCGGAGAAUAUUCCUCGCCCCGUCCUCUCCCCGACCCUCUCUUCCUCCUUCUCCUCCUUCCUCCCCCACCUCGGCAGCAAAUCCUCCUCCCAAAUUCGCUCGCCCAUGGCGCCGCGGCUGACCUGACCUGACCUCGCCUGAUCCUACCCACCCACCCACCUACCUACCGCCUCCCCAGCUGCUCCCUCCCUCCAUCUCGCUAUCCAUUUAAAAAAUGGCAAUGCUGGUGGAUCCUCCAAAUGGCAUGGGAAACCAAGGGAAGCAUUACUACUCUAUGUGGCAAACCUUAUUUGAGAUUGACACCAAGUAUGUGCCGAUCAAGCCCAUUGGCCGUGGAGCUUAUGGAAUAGUUUGCUCAUCCAUAAAUCGUGAGACAAACGAGAAAGUAGCAAUAAAGAAGAUACACAAUGUCUUUGACAACCGUGUGGAUGCACUAAGGACCUUGCGGGAGCUGAAACUCCUUCGGCAUCUCCGCCAUGAGAAUGUUAUUUCCUUGAAGGAUAUAAUGAUGCCUGUACAAAGAAGGAGCUUUAAAGAUGUCUACUUGGUUUAUGAACUCAUGGAUACUGACCUGCAUCAAAUAAUCAAAUCACCUCAGGGGCUUUCGAAUGACCACUGCCAAUACUUUCUUUUUCAGUUGCUCCGAGGACUGAAAUAUCUCCAUUCAGCAGAGAUACUCCACAGAGACCUUAAACCUGGGAACCUGCUGGUGAAUGCAAACUGUGAUCUGAAGAUAUGUGAUUUUGGUCUUGCACGUACAAACAGUAGUAAAGGCCAGUUUAUGACUGAAUACGUCGUCACCCGCUGGUAUAGGGCUCCUGAGCUGCUGCUCUGCUGUGACAACUAUGGCACUUCCAUUGAUGUUUGGUCUGUUGGCUGCAUCUUUGCUGAGCUGCUUGGCCGCAAGCCUAUUUUCCCGGGAACAGAAUGCCUAAACCAGUUAAAGCUGAUAGUCAAUGUUCUUGGCACCAUGAGCGAGUCUGACCUAGAGUUCAUCGACAACCCAAAAGCUCGCAGAUACAUCAAGACCCUUCCCUACACUCCUGGUGUUCCCCUCGCAAGUAUGUACCCGCAUGCACACCCUCUCGCGAUUGAUCUAUUACAGAAGAUGCUCAUCUUCGAUCCUACCAAAAGGAUCAGUGUGACCGAGGCCCUUGAGCAUCCUUACAUGUCUCCUCUGUAUGAUCCAAGUGCAAAUCCUCCUGCGCAAGUGCCCAUCGACCUCGACUUAGAUGAGAACAUCAGCGCAGAUAUGAUCCGGGAAAUGAUGUGGCAAGAGAUGCUUCACUACCAUCCUGAAGCUGCUACAGCAAUAAGCAUGUGAUGAUCUUCCACUGCCCCAGGGAGAACCUGGCAGGCUCACCCUUUUUUCCUCAAAGGCCCUACUGCGAUUAUCGCACCUAUUAAGUAACCACGGCACGUGUGUGGAGAAUUAUCUCCUUGUAAAUAUGCAGUGCGAUAAGAACCGCAUAUGGAUAGUUCUUGUUAUGGACCAUAACUUUGUGUAUGUACACCAGUUGGCUGUUGUGUUGUAUCAGUUUCAUGAAAGCACUCUUGAAGUGAAUUGGAUAGCUCUUGUUAUGGACCAUUACUCUGUGUAUGUAUACCAGUUGGCUGUUGUGUUUGUUGUAUCAGUUUCAUGAAACCACUCUUGAAGUAAAUUCGAUAGUUCUUGUUAUGUACUACUACAA